Messenger RNA from Meriones unguiculatus (Mongolian gerbil), 4518 nucleotides. It is a transcript of the gene Popdc1, whose product is annotated as blood vessel epicardial substance. Gene Ontology annotation, cellular component: sarcolemma. The transcript has 8 exons. The coding region runs from base 396 to 1475 and encodes 359 amino acids. The record is from RefSeq and is a predicted model, not a curated record. Gene Ontology annotation, molecular function: cAMP binding. Lineage: Eukaryota; Metazoa; Chordata; Mammalia; Rodentia; Muridae.
UAGUCAAAGCGGCCGCCGCGCCGGGGAGCUGGCCGGAGCCCGUCGAGCCGCCGCCGUCGCCAACUUCGAGCGCGCCCGGGACGCGCCGGGUAAGGAGGAGCCGGGGUGCGGGCGCGGCUGACCGGGAGAGCGGGGUCCUCGGCCCCGGCCCGCGAGCCUCGUUUCGGAGCCCCGGAGAAGCCGGUGGUUGCCAGCCGGACCCCAGAAACCUCCCAAGGUUCCGUGGAAACCGGAGUGAGCCGCGUCCGCUCUCGUGGCUUUCACUCUUGGCCGUCCGUCUUCGUUUUUGGAACUCGGUCAGGGUUGAAGACUAGCUUCCCCGGCCCGCUGUUUCAGACCUGCAGGUGCCUAUCCGAAAAGCCGGUGCGUGGCUGAAUUACUACAGACUUUUCAACAUGAAUUAUACGGAGUCCAGCCCAUUGGCAGAAUCAACCGUAAUAGCUUUUCCAUCUGAGUUAGGAAGUAUCGCACCCGUGCCUUCCAAUGAGACCACUUGUGAAAACUGGAGAGAGAUUCAUCAUCUGGUUUUUCAUGUAGCUAACAUUUGUUUUGCGGUUGGUUUGGUGAUUCCAACCACUCUUCACCUCCAUAUGAUACUGCUUAGAGUGAUGCUAUCCAUAGGCUGUACCCUCUAUGUAGUCUGGGCCACUCUCUACCGUUGUGCCUUGGAUAUGAUGAUCUGGAACUCUGUGUUCUUGGGUAUCAAUAUUUUGCAUCUUUCAUAUCUUUUGUACAAGAAAAGACCGGUCAAGAUUGAGAAGGAGCUGGGAGGUGUCUACCGCCGAUUGUUUGAGCCACUUCAAGUCCCUCCUGAUUUGUUUAGAAGGUUAACUCGGCAGUUUUGUAUGAUCCAGACCUUGAAAAAGGGCCAGACUUAUGCCACAGAGGAUAAAACCUCAGUUGAUGACCGUCUUAGUAUUCUCCUAAAGGGAAGAAUGAAGGUCUCCUAUCGAGGACAUUUUCUGCACAACAUUUACCCAUGUGCCUUUAUAGAUUCUCCUGAGUUCAGAUCAACACAGAUGCACAAAGGUGAAAAAUUCCAGGUCACCAUUGUUGCAGAUGACAACUGCAGGUUCUUAUGCUGGUCGAGAGAAAGACUGACUUACUUCCUGGAGUCGGAGCCUUUUCUCUAUGAAAUUUUUAGGUAUCUUAUAGGAAAAGACAUUACAAAUAAGCUCUACUCGCUGAAUGAUCCUACCUUAAAUGAUAAAAAAGUUAAGAAGCUGGAGACACAGGUGAGCCUGUGCACACAGAUUUCCAUGCUGGAGAUGAGGAACAGCAUCGCCAGCUCCAGUGACGGCGAGGACCUCCACCACUUCCUGCGGGGCUCCACCAGCGCAUCUUCUCUCCCCGUGUCGUCCCCGCAGCAGCGAGCCUCGGCCAAGAUGAAGCCGAUAGAGGAGGGCGCAGAAGACGACGAUGAGGUUUUUGUUCCGGCGUCUCCAGACCCGCUUAAAGCCCAUCAGUUGCCUUGAUCAGCAUCUUGUGACUGCGAUGGAGACUGUCCCGAUAAGCAAGACAAGUCCCACACUCUGCCGUGACUUUUGGGUGGUUUGCUCCGGACCUGCAAGAUGGGGAGUGAGGGAGGGCCACAGGGUGUGUGCUGCCUGUCCCGUCUGUCAGCUCCUUAACUGAGCUGGGCCUUCUGACGACUAGGCCUUGCUCUAUUUUGAGAUAUAUGUAUUUUUGCAGUAGACGUAUUAAUAUUAUUUUAAUUAAUCUUAGAGCUAUCAACACAAAUGCCUUUCACUUAUUUUUCUAAGUUGUGGCUCUUUGCUCACAUAUUUUUUUCUCUUAUCUUGGGGUUACCUAGAGAGACUGUCUUAAAACAACACAAUAGUUUUUUAAGGGCCAGCUGGUUUCAGAGCUGUGGUCAAGAGCACAGCCAUGGGGCAGAGGCUUCACCUGAGUAUUUGCUGUGAGGGCAUGGGUAUGGGUAUGGGUCUUUCUUUCCUACUAGUCUGGUUUUUAGGGAUGGGUGAUGUACUUAGCUUUGCCCAAGUCAUUUGGUUCAUCCAGCAGUAGCAAACAGGCCACUCAGCUGAGGCCACCGGCUGGCUCUGCUAGUCAUGCCCGUUAGUCACACUUGUGUCUUCCAAUCAGACCAACUUGAGCGAGCCCCCCGUCACAUUCAGUAGCGAAGAUAAGUUCUGAGUGAAUCUUCUUUGUGGGUGAACUAAGCCAAAAUGACAGGCUGAGUGGAUUUACUGGGCAGGUCUCUCAAGUUUGGAAAAAUGCACACAAGUGGAGACUUAGCCUUGGCUUGAAGGCUGUAGCUGUCAGGCAAGGGGACACUUGGUCCAUUAGCCCACAAAAGAUGUGAUAGGGUGGGUCUCCGUUUCCAUGAAACUACUUAGCUCACACCACAUGAGGCUAAUUUAGAAAGUCACCCUGGCAGUGACACCCCUGAGAAGGCAGGCAUAUCGGGUUCCACGGUACCCACGCUUCAUGUGUGGCCACCUGUUUCCAACCCCAGAUACUAGAGAAGGUCACCUCUGCUGACCUGCCUGGAUCUAGUUGAGGCAUUUGCCUGCUGGGAAUGAAUCUGUUUUAAAAGCACACCGUUGGAAGUGGGUCGCUUAGAAUCGCUUACCUCUCCCAUGGAAACGUGUGCGUAUCACUGUCGCCGAUAACGAAGAUCAUAAUCUCAUGGUGAGGAAUCUUCAGGGAGCCGCUUAGUCUGAGUCAGAAACCUGAAACUAUUUUUAAAGACAUAUCUCCAAGGAAGACAAAGAGACUUGGAGAACAGGAGUCCUAAGCCAUUGAAUAGCCCUCCCACGCAGACUUGACUGCAAGGGAGUAGAGAAGAAAACAGAAAAAGCGUCUCAAGGGUCAGAUCUACGGACAACUUUAGAUUCAUUUACACAGGUGAGCAAGCGUAUUUUUGUACAAAGCAUAGAGUAAUAGAUUGAAGGAUGUUUGUGCCAGUCUCCUAGGAGAUGCUUUCUUUGAUUUUAGCAUUCAGUGAGCUCUGAGACCAAGGUUCAGAAAACGCUCUGCGGAAAUUAUUCUGUCUAUGUCCCUGCUCUAUGUUUAAAUGUAGCAUCAAGUCAGUUGUAUGACUCUAGAGUACAGUAUUUAUACCAAGAUGUAUCUGUCAUUUAGAAUGUUUUGAAAGCCCUUGGAACAUUUAUAUUUAUAAAUCAGAUAGCACAGAUAGAAUACAGACCUGCAGCUACAUUUAUCUCUCUUACAUCAGUCACUAUGGGUGCUGUCGCCUUAUUAGUGUUUUCUGAACGCUGUUUCUCCCUGGCACCCUGGCACCCUUCACCCAUCAGGCACCGUUUGUGCGCUGCUGCUUGCUGUGGGCCAGAGGACUCAGGAUCUGGCUCUCCUUCUAUUUCCUUCUGAAGAUUUUGCUGUUAUUUUUUUUUUUUUGGGGGGGGGGAGGAGCUGUUUAUUUUUUAACUCAGAGCCAUCAGUUUCUGCUUUCUGCUCCCGUUGAGGUCCUAAACACAGAAGCACUUGGAUGCUGGGAAAUCUUUAGGAAAAGCCAGUGUGGCCUGCACACUUCCAUGCCGCCAGCACACAGGGUCAAUGCACGUCCUCCAGGAAAGUCCCAUGGGAGAAGGUGGUGGCUUUCAGCCACCCAGCCCUGCCGUCAGGGCUCAGCGCUUGUCUCCCCACACCCGCCCAGGGCGGCACUCCAGGGGCUUCUUUUCAUUUGAGGCCAUUUGACUGGUCAUGUCUACAGCUGCUCUACAAAAACCUUUGACCCUGCCAUGCCUGUUUCCUUCCGUUCUCCGGUCCCCAAGUUUCCUUUGCCAUCACCAACUCUAGUGAUUGGAGUUCUCACCCACUCAGCUCAGUCUCCAGGGGAAGCUAGAGCACGCACAUGCUUCCGUUGUGCUACGCGUAGGACAACACUGUCACCAGCAGCAGCCGGGUUUUGAUUGUCACAGCCCCUCGGAACACCUCAGGUGUGAUGCCAUAUCGUCCAUAUUAUAAUUUAAGGAAACGGAUUGAUUGCAAGUGCCAUUUGUAGGCUUUCUGUUAAACCUGCAAGCUCAUGUUAAGAUGAAGAAUUUCACGAACGCUUUAUGCAGACACAUUAUAGGAAACUACAGGUGCCAUUUACAUUGGUUUACUUUACAUUGAGAGUGUAUGCUGAGUGUAUAAUGUUAUAGUUCAAACUCAUUUCAUACACUGUCAUUUGAUCAAAUAAAAUGUUUUUGUUUUGUUUUGUUUUUUUACUCAGAACAGUGUGUGUUUUCUGUUUCACGCCUCUUGCACUGAGGGCUUGGCCUUUACUCCAUUCCCAGGAGCAGGGGGUGGGCCAGUCAACUACAGAUGUUAAGGGAGCCACUCUGCCGAGCAGCCCUGAGAUGUUGGGUUGUUUUUGUAAGUUACCCAGGGUCUGGUGUCUUGACUCCCUUUGGCCAGCAUAAGAGAAUGCUGCAAGGCAGUGUCAGCAGUCGGACUGGACACAACUCCAAGACCUUUGGGAUGUCCCCUCUGGGACAGAAAGUCACAAUUCCUGAGCAUUCUCUCUAGUUCUGAAAGGUCCGGUAUCUCAGC